Molecule: messenger RNA, 1746 nt
Organism: Durusdinium trenchii
Lineage: Eukaryota; Dinophyceae; Suessiales; Symbiodiniaceae
Source: the annotation of a GenBank genome assembly
AUGACCAUCGCUCCUGUGGAGGGAGCGGUGACUAACCUGGAGCACAAUCCAGGGAAGUGCGGCUGUGGCUGUUGCAGGUCCUUCGAGAAAAUCUUCCAGGUCCUCUACCAUACAGGCACUAGCCCAGAGCUACGAGCACAAGGUGCAAAGGUCUUGGAUCGGUGUUACCUCGAACUUCUCGAGGCUUCGCACGGUCUGAGAGCUCAAGCCAGCGGUGAGGCACCCGCUCCUGGGGCGUCGGGAGUGGGAGAAUCUCCUGUAAAGGAGGGAGGGCUCGGGCAGCAGGCAGCUGCCAGCGAGGGAGCUGGGGCGGCUCCUGUGGAGUCCAAGGUGGUGUUGCCACCACUGCCUAGGCCGGCAAAGCGGCUGAAGAAGGACGACCUCCACGCCGAGAAGGUCACAAAGGAGCCCGCUUCCGAGGAGGAGGAGAAGGAGUCAAGAGAGGAAAGAAGUGAGAGGAGCCGCUCAGUCCGAGAAGAGAAGAAGAAGCACAAGAGAAGGAAGGAGUCGAGAAAGGAAAAGAAGAGCAAGCCCGUCGAUUCGUCCCCAGUCCGAAGAGAAGAGAAGAGCUCAACUCCGGGAGAUUUGGCACCAAAGUCAUUGCCCAGACCUUCGAGUGCACGGGACCCAAGUCCUGAGGCAAGUGGCCGUGAGCGACCCGGAGGAUACAGCCCAUCUCCUGAAUCCGUGGAGGCCGGGAGACGGGAGGAGAGUGAGGAGCCGGAGCACUACAGUGAGGAGGAAGAGAGGAGCUUCGAGGAGGAGAGACCUCCAGUAGAAGACAGUGUGCGCCAAGCGCAAGUAGAUGCGCGAGCUCGCUCGGCGGCGGAGGUAGUGGCAGAGCAGCGUCGAGCAGAAGCCUCGGCCGAGACCAUUUCGGCAACAGAGCUCCGGCAUUCUCUACCUGCAGACGUGGAAGGACACCCUGUGGUUCGAACCCGAACUGAGGAUUAUGGUCCUUUCCGUCGAGUGCGACACAGUUACAAAUCUCCGCCAGAAUAUUUGAGAAGACCACCCAAUAUGGCGUUGGAAGAUUUUUCAGAAGCCUUACAUGAUUUGAUGUCUCAACCUGGUGUUAUGCAGAGUGUUAUGCAAACUACUAGUCCUCGAGGUGAAAGCAGUAAAAGGGAAGCGAGCUCUGAUGCAGCUGAUGAGCGACAAUCCGCUCGGCCACGUCUGGAGACUCCGACAGAUGCACCUGAAGAUGAACUACUCCUGACUGAAGCCUUAUGUGCAGAACACCUGGAAGAGAACAAGGGUGCAACUUUUGUCGAGGCUCUGACAGCAGCGUUUAUUCAGAAGAGAGCAUCCAAGGAGAUCCCAGCCUAUGGCAAUCCGCCAGAACUGCAGAAAGACAUCGAUGCAUCCAAAGCGGCAUUGGAAGUGGUGAGCCCCAUCCAUCAGGCCCAAGAUGCGGCAGCCCCGUCGAACGCCUUUGACGGGCGUGGUUCGAUGAGUGACAGUUGCAAACGUCGACUCUCAGAUGAGUUAGACGGUUUUGAGCUUCUUGCAGUGACUCAGGAGUUAGGUGUGAGCAAAGAGUGUGAGGUUUUCCAGAAGCCCAUUGUGGCUUCAUUGAAAUACACCUACGCAGGUUUGGUGAAUGAGGCCAAGAAGGGCAAUACCAUGCUGGUGAAUUACCUCGAUUGGGUGCUGACUGCGGGUCAAGGCAAAUCGCCAAAAGUGGACGACUUGCGCAACUACUUGAAAGUCGUUCAUUACAAGGGCCCAGCGUCAGAGAUGACU